Phalacrocorax carbo (great cormorant) is the source of this 6700-nucleotide messenger RNA. The record is from RefSeq and is a predicted model, not a curated record. Lineage: Eukaryota; Metazoa; Chordata; Aves; Suliformes; Phalacrocoracidae.
UGCUUCAAAACAGUUUGUUGCUCACGUCGGAGAAGCCGCUUCCGUUUCCAACGCCGCAUUCCGGCCCCACCUGCCUGUGCCGGAGCCCCCGUUCGCUCCGCCGCCCUACCCGCCGGAGACACGACCCCGCGUUCCGCCGCCCCACCGAGCCAUGUCCGCCGAGGAUUAUGUAUCUGGGAAUGUUGAGGAUGAUGAUGAAGCAGUGAUUAUUGACCAUGGAGAAAAUGGACUGUCUGCACAAAGCUGCAUGUCAAUGGAACAAAACCCUGAAGUAAACAGUGUUCACCAUGUGGCUCAACUUGCUUAUGGAAGCGAAGGCUUAUCAGUGCUAGCUGAACGAGUGGCAUCACAAAUGAGCCAUUCUGCAAGUAUGCAGAGAGGAAAUAGUCACAGCCCUGAAAAAAUGGAUUAUGUGUUUUCACAUAAUAAAAGAAAACGACUUGCCCCUACUCUUGUGGGACAGAAUGUGAUGAGAACGAGGGAAGGAGAAUAUGAAGACAGUGACAGUGUCAUUUAUGAGUAUGAACCAGACUAUGAAUGUGGGAGUAUUGUAUCUGAAGCUUCCUACACUGAAGCUUCCUACGCUGGAGAUCAGCAGAAAACUCUUAUGGAGGUCCUCAGUUAUUGCCAGGCCAUGUAUGAAGCCAUUCAGAAGUUGGAUAAAAAAUUUGACCUGCUUCAUCGAAAGGUCUCAGAAAUGCAGCAUACUCGUGUAAAGCCACUGUUGCUCAGACCUAAACCAGUUGGAUUUACAUACAGAAGUUCCAGUCAUUUGCCCCAAGGAAAAAUAAGAGUACAAAAAUCCAUGGAAAGGGAAUCAAGUCUUCACCUCUCUUCACCAGGCCAGGGACGGCAUAGCCCAGUCAUAAGGGUUGCUUUACAAAAUGGCCAUGUUCAGGUCAAUUCCACAAUAAAACAUGUUCAACCGAGUCUUCAGCUGGAAUCACAGCAGCCUGUUUGUAGGCAAAGCCCACCGCUCCCCACUAUAGUUUCUACACAUUCAUUGCAUUCAUCAUAUGCAGCAGCUAACAGGAUGCCUGACCUUUCUCCACGAUCAAAUCUUGUAGCCAGCAUUGUGGAAAGUACUGUCAAUGUUGCAUCUUCGUCAGCAGCAUCAUCACUGAUGCCAGCACCAUCUGAGACCAGUUUGGGAAACAGUGCUGUGGGGACGAACUUCAGAAAUGCAUCUGGGAGUGUGAACACAAGUAAAGAAUUGCCAUCUUCUUCAGUUUCCAUCAAUCCUAGCUUUGAGUUUGUUGGGGACCCAGUGAGAAAUGUAAAAGUUCUUGGAAACUAUUUGAUGAAAGCUCGGCAAAAGACUAAACCAAAGUAUGCAGCGCGCUACUUAGUUCGUGUCUUGUUCCCCAAGGAAACGUUGUUGUGCAGCAUUAUGGGAGCGAGUGCACGAGGGCGCAGGACAUUGGAUCCAAACAAAAUUGCUGCAAUAAGAGAAUUUCUUGCAACUAACUUUCCAAACUAUGAUUUGAGUGAGCAUGGAAAAGACUGGAAAACCUGUAUCACGAAUGUCAAUGCUAUGAUCCGCUGUUUACGCUCUGAAACAAAAAUAAACCCAGAGACAGCUGAAGGGAAAGAAAUAGUGGCUGACACUCCAGAUACAUCUCAUUGUGUAGAUUUAAAUGAUAAUGAAGAUGGUGAAGGCAAUUCUCAAAACUCUCAGAAAAUGACCAGCUCCACAACUGACACACCGCAAAAUUCAGGAUUGGAUAAGUUUCCAGAAGCUUUGCACACACCUUCGGUCCAGAAACCACAAUCUUUGGAACCUAUGGAACUUCUUGGAAGUCCAUGGCGCAACGUUCAUUUACCUUUCUCAGUCAUUUAUGUGGCUAAGGGGAAGUCUCGGCCAGAGUUGUCAGCUCGCUACCUAAUUCGUCAUAUGUUCACUGAAGAUGUGCUAGUAAAAAGCAAUGUAUAUGGUAAUCUUGAACGUGGUAUGAGCCCACUGGACUGCAACAGAAUUAAUGCUCUCAGAGACUUUCUUCAAGAGAAUUAUCCAUCCUUUGAUCUAAAGGAAACUGGAUAUGAUUGGAAGGCAUGUGUGGCUGCCAUAAACAGCACAAUCCGCAGUCUCAGACAUGACCAUAAAAAGGCUACAGUUGGAAUCCGACGGAAAGUCAUGGCAGUGCCACCACUGAAUGCAAAGAGUCUUCCACAGAGUCCCACUUCAGUAAAGCCAUUUGAAAAUGAUACUAUCAAUCUCAUGGACUGAAGCUCCAUAAGAUCUGUCUCAAAUCUUAAUUUAGCAGGUUUUUGUAAAUCCCACGUAGAAACCUAUUACAUAGAGUUCUCCUAUUAUUCUGAGUUGUCAGCAGCACUAAAUAGUAUUAUUUCAUGAGACCAAAGUUAGCAGAAGACUUGGGAACCCUAACUACUUGUAUAAGUAGCGCUUGUGUUCCUUGGAAAUUACUUUGACUAUUCCCUGUAGCAUUUGCAAUGUACUCUUCCCUUAAAGCACCUUCUUCUCAUGAUUCAUUGACUCUGAAAGAUUAAUCUGAUUAGAAAAGAUGCAUUGUGCAUCACGUCAGCAGAAGCAGAUAGAAAAGUGGAGAGGAAAGAAUGGUCCUCCUUGGGGGAAGACUCAUAGCCGGCUAAGUUAUCUCAUUAUGUGUGAGGAAUUAAAUUUGCUUUGACAAUGGGGUAUUUUAAGCAAAAAUACCUAAUGCAGAAUGGGAAAAAAAAUGUAUUGCAUCUAGCUAACUUGUUAUAUCUCUCACUUUUUUUGCCUUCUAUAGCAGCCUUUGUUGUAGGAUAAGGAGAGAGGUAGACAACAAUGUACGUACAGUUAGUAGUAUUUUCUUUGCCCUGAUUUAGCUUUACAAAAGCACAAAAGCAUCCCAAACAAACAGUCCAAUGGUUGAUUCUGGUUUUUCUUGAUGAAAAUUAAAGAAAACACUUCUUCAGGGGCUUGGUCUGUUGUUUGGUGGCAUAUAUCUCAUCCAGUGAUGUGGAUGUCCACAAGAUGCAAGUUUGCUGCAACUUUCAUCUGGAGGAUUUGGAUCCUGAUUCAGAUUUCAAAAAUAACAACUUCCGUUGGCUUCAAGUCAUUCAGUUAAAACCGAGGACACGAGCAGUACUGUUGGCACGCAGUCAGAGAUGAAUAGCAUCAGUAGUACGCCUUCUCAAGCUCCUAAUCAUGGCUUUUAAUACUCAGGUCUAUAAGGCUAAGCACGUUUGCUUUGCUGUCUGGGUAGGCUGCUGUUCUAGAGACUUGUCAUUCUGCCUUUGUUAACUUAAAACCUUGAAAGAUGUGCAAUGACUGUUCAGAGUCGCAGAAUGGUUGAGGUUGGAGGGACCUCUGGAGGUCAUCUGAUCCUCUCCCCUUGCUCAAGCAGGGCCACCUAGAGCCAGUUGUCCGCCACCAAGUCCAGACAGCUUUUGAAUAUCUUCAAGGAUGAAUACUCCACAACCUUCCUGUGCAAGGGCUCAGGAACCAUCACAGUGAAAAACUGUUUCCUGAUGUUCAGAGGGAACCUUCAGUGUUUCAGUUUAUGCCCAUUGCCUCUGGUCCUGUCACUGGGCACCAAUUAGAAGAGCCUGGUUCCAUCCUUUGGGCUCUGUCUUCUUUGCAACCUCCCCUCAGGUAUUUAUAUACAUUGAGAUCCCCCUUGAGCCUUCUCUUCUGCAGACUGAACAGUCCCAGGUUUCUCAGCCUGUCCUUACAGGAGAGAUGCUCCAAUCCCUUCAUCACCACCAGCAUUUGCUGGACUCUCCAGUAUGUCUGUGCCUCUGUUGUACUGGGGAGCCCAGAGCUGGACCCAGCACUCCAGGUGUGGCCUCACCAGUGCUGAGGAGAGAAGGAUCACCUCCCUCAGCCUCUUGGCAGUGUACUGCUAAUGCAGCCCAGGGUACCAUUAGCCAUCUUUAUGGCAAGGGUUCACUGCUAGCUCAUGUUCAAAUUACUGUCGACUUGGACAUCCCAGCAUACUCUGUACCCCAUCAUCCAGACCGUUAAUGAAGAUGUUAAACAGGAUCAGACCCAGUAUUGACCCAUGGGGUACUCUGCUAAUUACUGGCCUUCAUGUAGACUUUGUGCUGCUGAUUGCCACACUCUGGGCCUGGCCAUUGGUCCAGGUUCCAAAUGAGCUCACUGUCUGCUCAUGCAACCUGUAUGAGCAUCAUACCAUCAGCAGCUUGUCUGUGAGAAUCUUUUGGGAGACAGUGUGGAAGGCCUCCCUCAUAUCUGGGUAGACAAUAUCCACUGCUCCACUCACCUACGAUGAAAUGACUAGCCUUGUAGAAGUUUAUCAACUUGGUCAACUGUGAUUUUGUCCCCUUUGAUGAAGCCAUGCUGUGGCUACCCCUGGUGGUAUUCUUGUCACUUGUGUGCCUGGACAUGGUUUCCAGGAUAACUGCUCCAUCACCCUCCCAGGGAUGGAGGGGUGGCUGAGUGGCCUGUAGUUCCCUGGGUCUUCCUCUUUGGCCCUCUUCAAGACAGGACUGACAUAUGCUUUUGUCCAGUCUUUGGGCACUUCUCCCACUCGCCUUGAUUGAUCAAAGGUUAUCAAGAGUGGCCUCACAGUGACAUCAGCCAGCUCCCCUAGCACUCAUGGGUGCACCUUGGACUUGCAUAUGUCUAGUUUGCUUAAGGAUUCCCUGACCCUGAUUCUCUUUUACUAGGUGUGUCUUCAUUGCUCCAGCCUUUCUCCCUGGUCUCUGGGACCUGGGAUUCUGGAAGGCCAGUCUUGCUCGUAAAGGCUGAGGCAAAGCAGUCAAGGUGCCUGAUCCUUUUCUGUGUCUUACAUCACCAGGUCCCCCAUCUCAUUCAGCAGUGGGCCCACAUUUUCCCUAGCCUUCCUUUUGUCACCUGUGUACUUACAGAAGCCUUACUUGUUGGUUUUGGCAUCCCUGGCCACAUGCAAUUCCAGCUGGGCUUUAGCUUUCCUAACUUCAUCCCUGGAUGCUCAAACAAUGUCACUGCAUUCCUCCCAGGUUACUUGUUUGUUCUUCCAUCCUCUGUAUGCUUCCUUUUUGUGUUUGAGUUUGUCCACAGGCUCCUUGUUCAUCCACACAGGCUUCCUGGCAUUUUUGCCUUACUUGUUCAUUGAGAUGGAUCCCUCUGGAGCUUGGAUCCUUGAAUUUUAACCAACUUUCUUGGGCCCAUCCUCUCUCCAGUGCCCUAAUCUUAUAGGACUCUUCCUAGCAGAUCUUUGAGGAGUCCGAAGUCUGCUCUCCUGAAGUCCAGGAUUGUGAGCCUGCUUUUUACAGGAUCCUGAACUCCACCAUCUCAUGGUCACUGCAGCUAAGGCUGCUUUUGACCUUCACAUUCUCAACAAGCCCUGUAGGUGAGUAUGAAGUCCAGCAAAGCAUCUCUCCACAGUGGCUCCUCUGUCACUUGGAGGAAGAAAUUACUGUCAAUAAUAAAUAUUCAUGCCCUUGCCUUUCCUUUCUGUCCACACAACACUAAGAUUUAUUAAUGCACUGAAUUCUAUACUAACAAAAAAAAAACCUAAAACCAAACAAACUAAUCUUGAAAAUUACUUGGAUGUUGAACUUAUAAAAAUAAACAACAAUGAAUGACUUUAUAUAUUCAAUUUCACAUCUCCCUCAGUUUCAUUUGUAAGUUGAAAUUCAACAGUAGUAACUGUAGAGAAGAAAAUGUGGGGUGUUUUUUGUGUUGGGUGGGUUCUUCGGGGGUGUGUUUGUCAUGAUUUUUGGUUUGGGGAUUUUUGUUUUGUUUGUUUUCAAAAGAGGAAGCAUUUGGUAUAUGCCUUUCGGUUACUUAUUGUCUUCCAGCAUCAGUCACACAGUCCUCUCACCAUCUGUGUGAGGUUGCCUCGCUGGUGCAUGAACUUGCCUUGCCACUUGCAUUAUGUCUGUGUGUAGUCUUAGAUGUCCAAGUUUUUCACAGCAAGAAGCUUCUCAGAAGACUAACACAGGGAACCAAUUUCACCCCUGAAAGUUGAUGCAACUGUGGCUUCCAAAAUUAUGCCUGUGUAUAUAGCAGAACAAGAUUUAACUAAAUCUGUCCUCUCCAAGGCAAAGGUUUCAUGGUUUGGGGUUUUUUUGUUAGCAAUAGGAUAAAAUAGUGAAGUUACUUGUUCUCACUUUAACUUCUAUUUAUAACAAACAGGCCGUGUUUAUUAUAGACAGUAUAGAAUCAGCUUCUUUUAUUGCAAGUUAGGAUAUGCAAUGGCCUUACAGGUAGGAAAUUAGUAAUUUGUUUCCCUUACAACUUCCUUGCAGAAGUCUUCUAUAGGAUUUAAGAAAUAGGCUGAAUUUCUGAUUUUAUUUUUUUUUUUACUAGAAGUGUUGUACUGCAAAUUUGGUUGUUCUGGUUUACUACUAACAAAUUCUGCUGUUACUGUUGUAUACAAUCGUUCUUGUAAACGCCAAGAACUUUGUUGUGUGUAGAUAUUACUAGUUGCAAACCUCAAAAAAGCCAAAAAUGCUUAUAUUUUUUCAGUAGUUUUAUGAAACUUUUUCACUGUCCUUCACAGAUUUUAAUGGUAGAAUGAUAUAUUUAUUGAAUGACCUGUCUGGCACUGAAAUCUGUUAGUGUGGUGCGUACCUAUUGCUUCCAUACUGAAAAGAGAAUUGAAUUGAAUAAAAGUAGAAAUAGUUUUCUUGUUUCUGUUUCAAAUGUAUCAAGUUUCGCUAACUUUUAUAAAAUAAAAUUACAGUAUUUUGCUGUUAGGAAUAAAGUAUUUUACAAAUAAAACUAGCAUAUAGCUCCUUGACUACA